Messenger RNA from Styela clava, 887 nucleotides. RefSeq lists its product as uncharacterized. Lineage: Eukaryota; Metazoa; Chordata; Ascidiacea; Stolidobranchia; Styelidae. The record is from RefSeq and is a predicted model, not a curated record.
GCAACUUAUAUUCUUACAUCUAAACUCAAUAAUGAACACAUCAAAAAUUGUUUUGAUUAUACUUCUUUUUGUGGCUGUUGGUUCAAAAGCCACAGUGUCCAGCAGAAGAAGAGGUCCAAUAAAAUUAACUGAAAUUAUAUGCCGAAGAUGUUGGCAGAAAAUGUUUUCUUAUUGUCAAGGUGCAGUUCACAUGGUUAAACGAAGUGUCAAUUCCGAAACUCAGAAGUAUAAAGACAUAUCAGCAAAUAUUCAAAGGUCAUCUGACUCUGCCAAUCAAUUAUGGUUAUCUCGAGUAAGAAGAGAAAUAUACUCACGCAGAAGGAGAGGAGUAAUUCGACGUCACAUCAGAGUUCAAAUUAGAAGUUGUCAAGUAUGCAGAGAACUUUGUUUCUACUGAACAUCAAAUCUUCAAGCUGAAAUAUGAAUAGACAUCGCACAUAUUUAUCAAAAAUUAUUUAUAUACCUAAAGUAUAAUAUUGUAUUUAUUCUUGGAGAAAGGUACAAUGAAAUUAAAUUCACAUAAAACAGACAAUUAAUUCAUUCAUGUGUUUUACUCACAUUGAAAGUAAUGACAAAAGAACAGAGAAGUAAAAACACAAACAACAUACCAUACUGUUUUGGUGACAAAAUAUUAAAUGCAUUGAGUUUAAAUUGCUGCUGAUUUUGGUCCUCAAAUCGUGCUUGCUAUCAUUUUAUCUAAAUGCAUUGUUUCGAAUAUUUUAUAUAUUUAUUAUUUUAUAUAUUUUUUCGUCAAAUAAUAACAUAAUUUUUAUAUCUCAUUAAUUUAUUCAUGAAAGAAUAUAUUUAUUCCGAGCACUGUCAUAUUGUUUAUUUUUUCGUUUUAAUUUUCUAUUUUGCUAUUUAAAGAGCAAUAAAAUAUAUGAGAA